This is a messenger RNA of Jatropha curcas, 1009 nucleotides long. RefSeq names its product dirigent protein 25. The record is from RefSeq and is a predicted model, not a curated record. Lineage: Eukaryota; Viridiplantae; Streptophyta; Magnoliopsida; Malpighiales; Euphorbiaceae.
GGAUAAUCUUUACCCUUUUUUGAAAACUCUUAAAUCUCUGUUUCAUGGAUACCCAUUUCUUUCUUUCUUUCAAAAACGAGGCCAUAGCCUAUUUUCUCUUCCUCACCCUCACCGUUGCAAUCACCACCUCAGCUCAGACGCUCGAAGGAGAUGAACCAGUGGCUCCGGUGGUGCCUCCGGUGGCUGCAGCCACUAAUACUGCCACAACAUCCAACCCAACAAGUACUGCCACAACAGCCAACCCCACUAAUACAGCCACAACAGCCAACCUUGGUGGUCAUACCUUAACAUUUUUUAUGCAUGACAUUCUUGGUGGCUCAAAUCCUACAGCCAGAGCAGUAACUGGCAUAGUCAGCAAUCCGGCGGUAAAUGGUAGGGUUCCAUUUGCCAAACCUAAUGGUGCAGUGCUUCCAAUUAACAAUGGAGUCCCACAAAACAACAACAACAAUGGUCUUAUUAACAACAAUAACUUACCAUUCCUUACAGGCCUAAGUGGUGCAACAGCAAACGUAGUACAAAACAAUGGUAAUAAUGUCCUAAUCAAUAAUAAUGCAUUCAAUGUUCCAAUUGUCAAUGGAGAUAAACUACCUUCCACCCUUCAACAGUUAAUGUUUGGAACAAUAACGGUCAUCGAUGACGAACUAACUGAAGGGCAUGAUCUGAGCUCAGGAUUUGUGGGCAGGGCUCAAGGGUUUUAUGUUGCUAGUUCCGUUGAUGGUACUAGUCAAACUAUGGCAUUCACAACUUUGUUUCAAUCUGGUCACUUUGAAGAUAGUCUUACCUUUUUUGGGGUUCACCGGACCGCAGUAUCGGAAUCUCAACUGGCCAUUAUGGGUGGCACUGGCAAGUAUGUUAAUGCUCAGGGUUAUGCUAUUGUUAAGACUUUUCCUGUUAACAAUCAACAUGAGACUGAUGGUGCUGAGACCUUGUUGGAGUUUACUGUCUAUGUUAGUUUUUAAAUUGUGUGUUUCAAAGAAAAUGUUGUAAUGUGUGGUGAAGGGAGAUGUGA